Heterostelium album PN500 is the source of this 237-nucleotide messenger RNA. RefSeq lists its product as uncharacterized. The record is from RefSeq and is a predicted model, not a curated record. The transcript is spliced from 6 exons. NCBI's taxonomy places the organism in Eukaryota, Evosea, Eumycetozoa, Acytosteliales, Acytosteliaceae. The coding region runs from base 1 to 237 and encodes 78 amino acids.
AUGGAAUUAAGACUAAGGUGUGAUGAUGAUGAUGAUGAUAAUUAUACAUUGCGAUAUCCAUCUCAAGCACAUCGAUACCAUACAAUGUUUAGACACCGCAUUGUUCUUCUGUCUCUCAAAAAUUUGGAAUACCAUACAAAUGAAAGAAAGACAAAUCCCUAUAAAAUCACACUCUACAGAUUACAUAUUAAUGAUAUUACAGUGAAUGGUCAAACUACAAGAUUUAAAAAUGCAUAA